AUGUGUGCUAUCAUGACUCUCUGCUGUGGUCUUUGGGAGUCAUUUAUUGGUUAUAAUUUUCGUAUGUAUUUACCAUGGGCAAGUUAUAUAUCGAAUGAUUCACAGAUUGGUGCUGUUGAAAACGGUUUAUUGGUCUUUCUCUCAUAUGUUAUUAUUUUGAGUACCGUUGUGCCAAUUUCACUUUAUAUCAAUGUCGAAAUUAUUCGUCUUAUACAAUCCAAAUGGAUCGAUUGGGAUUUGAAAAUGUACUACGAACCGUACAAUGUUCCGACAGAAGCACGUACUACUACGCUCAAUGAAGAACUUGGACAAAUUGAAUAUGUCUUCUCGGAUAAAACAGGAACACUUACACAGAAACUCAAACCAAUCGAAUUUACCGAACAAGACAAAGAAUUUGUUUGGACAAGUAUGGAUAGACGCGAAGAAAAAGUCAAUGAUGCAUACGAAGAAAUCGAAACAAAUAUGAAACUUCUCGGUGCCACUGGAAUCGAAGAUAAGCUUCAAGAUGGUGUGCCACAGUGUAUCGAACGUCUAAUACAAGCUGGUAUCAAAAUUUGGGUCUUGACUGGUGAUAAAGUUGAAACGGCUUUUAAUAUUGGACUAUCGUGUCGUUUAUUGACGAAUGAGAUGGAAAUUUAUACCAUUGAAGAAGAGAACGAAAACGACGUCAUGCAACGAUUAGAUCAAGUUCGAAAGGAAAUGAUUCAAAAGAUUCAACAACUAUUUAGUGUUAAAAUUGAGGAUCCAACGAAGCGACUCGAUUGGAAAGAUUGGGGUAUUGAUGAGAUGAAAUUCGAUCAAUAUCGCAAAGCAUCAAGUAAUAUCGAGCAGACGAAUCAUAAUCAGCGAGAUGAUGGUUUUACUACUAUGAAUACAUAUUCACAAAAUCAAGAACAAUUCGAAGGUUUCGGACUGCUCAUUACUGGCCAAGCAUUGGUUCAUGCAUUGACCGAUAAAGUAAAAAUGAAAUUUCUCGAAUUGGAUCUUUCUCAAUUACUUGAACAAUUAAAACAAUUUGUUUUUCUUGAUAUUUAUGGAAUAAAUCUUCGAGAAAAAGUUGAAUCAUAUCGUUUUAUGAUUCAAUCUCGUUUUCUGAAUAGUCAAUUUGAUAUUCAAAUAUCAAGAUUUCGUCUGUGCGUUUAA
Messenger RNA from Rotaria sp. Silwood1, 1143 nucleotides. NCBI's taxonomy places the organism in Eukaryota, Metazoa, Rotifera, Eurotatoria, Philodinida, Philodinidae. The record is from the annotation of a GenBank genome assembly.